Molecule: messenger RNA, 764 nt
Organism: Parasteatoda tepidariorum (common house spider)
Lineage: Eukaryota; Metazoa; Arthropoda; Arachnida; Araneae; Theridiidae
Product: DNA polymerase epsilon subunit 3
Biological process (GO): leading strand elongation; heterochromatin formation; DNA damage response
Cellular component (GO): CHRAC; epsilon DNA polymerase complex
Molecular function (GO): chromatin DNA binding; protein heterodimerization activity
Source: RefSeq, a predicted model, not a curated record
UUUAAGCAGAUUUUACAAUAACAGAAAUAGGUAGCUAAGAGCGUACUAAAAGUAUUCAAAACAAUUCAUUAAAAAACAACAAUUUAUCUAUUUGCCGCAUUUUGUGCAAGAGUUCUCUAGUUUUUGUUAUGGCACAAAAAGCAGAAGAUUUUAACCUACCUUUAUCAGCUAUAUCUAAAAUAGUAAAAGAGGCUAUUCCUGAAGGUGUUCAAGUUACAGAUGUUGCUAAAGUUGCCUUAUCCAAAGCAGCUAGUGUUUUUAUAUUGUAUUCAACAUCUAGUGCAAACAAUUUUUCACAUGCUGCCAAUAGAAAACGUAUUCUAGGCAGAGAUGUCUUUGAUGCCUUAAAAGAUAUGAAAUUAGAAUUCUUAAAUCAUCCUUUGCACAAUGCUCUUACAGCUUAUAAAAAUACAAUGGAAACAAAAAAGCAAAAGAAAGAGAAUAAAAGAGCAUCUACUGCUAAAGAAGAAGAACCUGAAGAAGAAAGUAUGGAAGUUGAAGCUUCUACAGAACAAGAACUUGAUGUCAUCACUCUUGACUCUGACUCAGGUAGUGGAAGCGAGAGUGUGCAGGAGGAAAGUGGUGCAAGUAGUAGUGAAGACUGAAUCAGAACAAAAACAGUUCAGAGAUUUAAAGCUGUGAUCAUGAAACUCUUCAUUUUUUUUCCAAAUGCCAUCUCUUAUCAUUUCCCUGUAUUUGUCAAUGAGUUGUACUUCAUAUUAUGUACUAAAAGUUCAUUAAAGGAAUUUUAACUUUGUUUUGAA